CGGGGCCGCGGCGGCGGCUUCCGUGAGGGAGGGCGGCGGGGCGAGCAUGGAUCGGUUCGUGGUGCGCCGCGCCCGCGGCCCGGAGAGUCCCCGCCGGGCCGCGCCCGGGCCCCGCGUCUACCGGCAGGCCACCCUCGAGUCCCUCAAGAGAGUUGUGGUUGUGGAAGACAUAAAACGAUGGAAGUCUAUACUUGAGCUCCCUGGGCAACCAAAAGAGAACCUGAUGGAAGCUUUGGAGGAGCUGAAGAAGAAAAUACCUUCCAAGGAAGUGUUACUUUCCACUAAAAUAGGUCACACCGUGAACUCGAUGCGCAAGCACCACGACCCAGACGUGUCCAGCCUCGCCAAGGACAUCUACAGGGAGUGGAGAACCUUCAUCAAGGAGCACUCCAACAGGCCCAGCAUCGAGGUCAGGAGCGAUCCCAAGACCGAGGCUUUCAGGAAGAACGCUCGGAAGCUGCUCUGUGAAGCCCUGGAAUUAGAGAUUGAUCACCCACUGGCUGAAAAUAUUGAGCGCGAAGCUUUUCAUCUCUGCUCCCGCCUCAUUAGCGCUCCGUAUCGCAGGGCCGUGCGAGCCCUUGUCUUCUCAUUAAAGCACAAACCUGAGACCCGGGCAGGAGUCAAGGAUGGCACACUCACUGUCCCUGCCUUUGUACAGAGCCAUAAAAAGUGAGGUGUUGGGCUUGAUCCUGAGGGAGAACUUCCUGUGCCUGCAUCUCCUUGGAACUGGGAGCCCUUCCUGCAGUGAGGGGAGUGCAGGUGACUCCCUGGUACCACUCCAUGAACAGGGCUGCUGGAGGGAAGAACUAAUGAUGGAAUGGGUGCUGUAAAUCUGACUUAGUACAAAUCCAUGUGGGCUUGGUGCAAGGAAAGUUUCUUCUGUGUAUUUUCCAUCCUUGCUUCUCUCUUCUGCCCAUUUGUUGUAGCUCAGUUUAGCUCCAUCCCUAACGUGGAUGCUCAGGUGUAAUCAGCUGAAUAACCCCUUUAAAGGAGCAGCUCUGGCUGGAAAUACUGGGAACUAUGGGUAAUUGGUCCAUGGGAGGGGAUUCCUGGGGGAUAAUUGCAAAUUCUAGUUAGCCCUAAAUCAGCCAAAUCUGCUGCUGCUGGACCCUGUCUGUGGCAAGGGCUGUUUUGCCAAGAUGAUUUCCCUUUGCUGCAUUCCAGGGCUGGAUACAAAAUGGAUUUCAGUAACUUUCAUCAUCUCAGUCAUCCUGUGAUUUGGGGCAUUUUCUGAAGCCCCAGGGUAAAGGUGCUGUCUAAUGCCUCUGCUGUUCAAGGAGCAGCUCGUUCAGCCUUCCAAACCUCACUCGUGAUAUCAACAUGGUGCUUGUUCUUACUGUAAUGUGAAAAAAUCUUGUGAUGAAUUUCCUAAAUAAAACAAAAUACUCCUUUUAAA
Messenger RNA from Catharus ustulatus (Swainson's thrush), 1396 nucleotides. It is a transcript of the gene TCEANC2, whose product is annotated as transcription elongation factor A N-terminal and central domain containing 2. Gene Ontology annotation, biological process: DNA-templated transcription. Gene Ontology annotation, cellular component: nucleus. The coding region runs from base 47 to 673 and encodes 208 amino acids. The record is from RefSeq and is a predicted model, not a curated record. NCBI's taxonomy places the organism in Eukaryota, Metazoa, Chordata, Aves, Passeriformes, Turdidae. The transcript is spliced from 4 exons.